AUGGGAGGAGGAGAAGAACCUUCACGAGAAGAAAUUCAUGAUGGUUCUACGACCAAUCAAGAAGAAAAUACAAACGCGCAACAAAAUGUGGAGUCUAGUCCAAAUCUUCCCGAGAAGCCAGUUAAUGCGGAAGAGGAUAGUUCAAAGGAAACGAAAAAAAUACUUGAUGAAAAGUCAAAUGAAAAUACAGAAGGAACCAAUGUAGAACAAGCACAACCUGAAAUAGCUGAUAAUGCACAAGCUGUAAGUGCACCAGUUACCGAAACCACUUCCGUUGUUAAUCCAUCACCGGGUCCCGUGGAAGCUCCUAAACCAGAAGAUACUGCUAAUAAGGAUGCGGCACACGAAGAUCAAGUUAAAUUUCAACAGAAUUUGGAAUAUGAGAUAUCCAUUAAAAAAGAAGAGGCCGAAAGAACACCGCUCGUUUGCAUAUCAGAGGACAUUCAAAAGUUAUAUCAAGAAUAUGAACAGGGUAGUGACGUAUAUCGGAAUAAAAUUAUGAAAUUGGCAGAGAGACAUAAUAAGAUAAGACGUUGUCGUGGUGAUGGUAACUGCUUUUAUAGGGCCUUUGGGUUUGCAUGGUUCGAACGAAUUUUGCUUUCCAAUAAUUUAACUAUUCUUCGAACGGCUCUCGAUUCUUUGAUUGCAACAAAGACGUUGCUUAAAUCAUCUGGGUAUCAACCGUUGGUUUAUGAUGAUAUUUACGAUGUCGUUGAAGAACAGAUGAAAGCCAUCGAGCGUGGUGAACGUGACGACUCUAUGUUAUUGGCAAUCUUUCAAACCGAUGAUAUUUCUAAUCAUAUAGUCUGGUAUCUUCGUGUAAUUACUGCGGCCUAUUUAAAAAAGUAUCGUCAAGAAUAUGAACCUUUCCUGGAAUUUGAAACUGAAAUGGAUCAGUAUUGUAGUAAGUAUGUAGAGGUCAUGGAUCAGGAAGCUGAUCAUAUUCACGUCAUUGCAUUGACUAAGGCUCUGAACGUUCCUGUUGAAAUCGCGUAUAUGAGUGGAUCUGACACGAUGGAACAAGUUAAUUUUCAUGAGUUUUAUCCUGAUAACGAACCCACAGGAGGGAAUAUCAUUUUAAAACCUUUGGUGUUGUUAUAUCGCCCUGGACAUUACGAUAUUCUUUAUCGAAAAGAAUGA
Molecule: messenger RNA, 1140 nt
Organism: Funneliformis caledonium
Lineage: Eukaryota; Fungi; Glomeromycota; Glomeromycetes; Glomerales; Glomeraceae
Source: the annotation of a GenBank genome assembly